This is a messenger RNA of Camellia sinensis, 3021 nucleotides long. NCBI's taxonomy places the organism in Eukaryota, Viridiplantae, Streptophyta, Magnoliopsida, Ericales, Theaceae. The record is from RefSeq and is a predicted model, not a curated record.
AUGUGUAGUCCCCAAAUCAUACUGGAUAAGAUUGUAGAAAAAAUUGUUGAUUCAGUGAUCCAAUCAGUGGUGUGUCAUAUCCGUUCUGUUUGCUGCUACAAAGAAAACCUGGAGAAGUUGGAUGCUGAAAAGAAAAACCUGGAAGAACAGUGGCAAAAAGUCAAUGACGAAGUUGAUAGAUACACGACCCUUGGUGAAGACAUUGAGGCUAAUGUUUCAAACUGGCAAACAGAGGCGGACAAUAGGAUACAAGAAGUUGAAGAAUUUUUGAACCACAAUACAGAUAAGGAAAGCAUGCAAUGCUUUAAAUUUUCAUGUCCCGACUACAUCUCACGCUACAAAUUGAGCAAGCAAGCAGAAAGGAAGAUUGGUGAUAUCAAAAAUCUCACUCAAAAAGGAAAAUUUGACAAAGUUGCACAUCCUAAACCAGCUCCUCAGAAACUUUUAUUCCCAUCCAGUGCUGAUUUUGUAAGUUUGGAUUAUAUGAGUUUCGAUUCAAGAGAAUUGGUUUUCAAGAGGAUCAUGGAUGCAUUAAAAGAUUCCAAGGUUUACAAGAUUGGGGUGCAUGGACUAGGAGGGGCAGGUAAGACAAAGAUGGUUGAAGAGCUUAGCAAACAAGUGAAAAAAUAUGGACUUUUUGAUGAAGUUGUGAUGGCAGUUGUCUCUCAGGAUGCAAAUGUGAGCAAAAUCCAAUUGCAGUUGGUUGGGGGUUUGAAUCCAAAACCUGAUGUAGAGAAAAUUACUGAUGACCAUGAGAGAGCAAAAAAAUUGUGGCAGAGAUUGGACAAUGGGAAGAAAAAUCUAAUAAUAUUGGAUGAUAUUUGGCAUGAACUAAGCUUGGACACAAUAGGUAUUCCUAUCACAGGUAAGAACAAAGUUGUGAUAACGUCUCGAAAUCGAGAUGUGUGGAAAAAUAUGGAAAUGGAUACAGAAAUUCAGAUAAAAGUACUAUCAAAGACAGAAGCAUGGGCCCUAUUCAAGAAGAAGGUAGGAAAUUCUGUUGAUUCCCCUGAACUACAUGCUACAGCAAAAGAGGUGUGUAAAGAGUGUCAAGGUUUGCCGGUUGCUAUACUUGUACUUGGAGGUGCAUUAAAAGGUAAGGAGAAGCAUGUUUGGAAAAACGCACUUGAGAAGCUGAAAAAGUGUAUGCUAAACAAAAUUGAGGGAAUUAGCCCAAAGUUGUAUGAAUCCAUGAAGUUGAGCUAUGAUUAUUUAUCCAUGGAUGCAAAAUCAUGCUUCUUGCUCUGUUGUAUGUUUCCUGAAGAUGCCGAGAUUCCAAUUGAUGAAUUGGUGAGACAUUGCAUGGCGAGAAGGUUGCUUGUUGAAAAGCAAGAUACACUCGAAAAAGCAAGAGAUGCAGUGCUUACAGUAGUCGAUACACUCAAAACUUGUUCUUUGUUGUUAGAUGACACAAAUAAAAAUGUUGUAAAAAUGCAUGAUGUCAUUCGAGAUGUUGCUGUUUCAAUUGCUGAUGAUGAAAAGGCAAUUCUUGUAAAACAUGGUGUUCAUGAGUGGCCGGAAGAAGGUACAUAUGAAUCUUACUUGGCAAUCUCAUUAAGGUCCAAAACUGUUAAUGAGGUUCCCAAUAAAUUAAGAUGUUCACAACUCCACACCUUAUUGUUGGAAUGUAUCGCUCCCUUGGUUAUUAUUCCAGACAUGUUUUUCGAUGGGAUGGAGAAACUUACAGUUUUCGAAUUGAAUGGAGUACGUAUGUUGCAACUCCCACCAUCACUUGCAAAUUUGGUUAACCUUCGGAUGUUAUCUCUAAAUGAAUGCCAGUUGGAAGACAUAACUAUACUCAAGGAUCUAAAGAACAACCUUGAAGUACUUAGCCUUCGGGGUUCUGAUAUCAAGGCCUUGCCAUCAGAGAUUGGACAAUUGACUCAACUUCGGUUGUUAGAUUUGAGAGAUUGUAAAAAGCUCUCAAAGAUUCCACAAGGCGUCAUAUCCAAUUUAUCUCGCCUGGAAGAAUUGUAUAUUUUAGAUAAUCUUUCGCCAUGGGAGGCCACAAGAGGCAACAAGGAAGGAAUCAAAGUGAAUCUUGAUGAGUUGAGGAAAUUGACGCAAUUAACCACUUUACAUAUACACAUACCAGAUGCCAUGUUACUGCCUAAAGACAUCUGCUUUGAAAACUUGAUCAGAUUUAUAAUAUCAAUGGGUGAAAGGUUUUAUUAUUUGAAAUAUCAGUCAUCAACAAGGAUGUUUAAACUUGUAGGCGUUCCCUUCAGGGAUGAGUUUAAUGUUUUGUUGGAGAGAGCUGAAGUGCUUCAUUUGGAAAAAGUGGAAGGUUUACAGAAGGUGUAUCACAGACUAUAUCCAUCAGGGUCCUUCAAUAAAUUAACUAAAUUAACAAUUGAAGAUUGUAAGUUGAAACAUCUCUUCUCCCCAUCAUGCGCAAGAGGACUUCUGCGAAUUCAACGACUAGUAAUAAGAAAUUGUGAGGUCAUGGAAGGAAUUGUUGAAAAUGAAGGAAAAAAAAAUGAAGAGGCAGUCACAAGUGAGGCAAUUAAUUUUAGUCAAUUGAAAUAUAUGGAGUUGGGAAAUCUACCCAGCCUCGUAAGCUUCUACCCCAAAAUGGAGAGGACGUCGACCGCUAAGGAAAAUUCAUCUACCCAAGCACACUCUCUCUUUAAUGAAAAGGUUACGUUCCCUGCCGUGGAGCAAUUUUAUAUUAACGGACUACCAAAGCUGACAGAGAUAUGGGACAGGAAAUUACCUCCAUCAGAGUCCUUUAAAGAAUUGCGGGACGUGAACAUCUGGAGCUGUGAGAAACUGGUGAAUGUCGGUUUGUCCAAUAUGCCCCGACAAUUACUGAAACUAAGAAAACUUCUUGUAGCAUAUUGUCAAGAGCUGAAAGUAGUAGUAUUGGAGAAUGGGGAAGAAAAUGAAAAGGCAGAAAAUAACACUAAUACCAUCUUGUUCCCUCAACUAACGGGAUUGGCGCUUUUACAUUUGGAGAGCCUCAAAAGCUUUUGCACCUCUAGAUCUGAAAGACAAUCCCUUUUCACUAGCCAGGUAUGA